CCAGUUUCUUUUCUCUGAUUCAUUUCCGGUUUGAAUGAACUGAACUGUUGCUUGGAUUGAAGUCUCCGAAUCAAUGGACUCAGUGUUGAACGCAGCAUUGGAAGAGAUAUGCUCUGCACAAAUAGAACAAGGUAUCACUCUUGAAUCCUUAUUCUCUAAGCUCAAUUCCUCUUUCCCUCUCUCUCCUUCCUUCAAACAAUCCAUCUUCACAAACCUCCUCAACAUCCCCACUCUCCGUUUCGAACCCCCAAACCCUAACAAUUUCAACGACCCCAAUAUCACAAUCUUCCCUCAACAAACCCUAACCGAAAACUUCUUCGGCAUUUACGAUUCUCAAUCACUCCAACAAUCUCAACUCCGCGUUCUCCAUCUUCUUGCUAAUGCCAAACACAACGGUAUCACUCAAACUCAGCUUGCUAAACAGCUACGUAUUGAUCCCAAUAACUUUUUCUAUGUUUUGAGGAGUUUGGAAUGUAAGGGUUUAAUUGUUAAACGCUCUGCUCUUGAAAAGAAAAAACAGAUUGCUAGGGUUUCAAGUUCUGUUCCCCUUAAUAUUACUACUCAUUUGGUUUACUUGCGGAGAUAUGCUGUUAAGCCGCUUGCUGAACAUCAGAGAUUUGAUAUUCAAAUCACGCAAAAUGAGGAAGAUUGCCAAGAACUUCAGACAGAUGUUCGUCUUACUGAUUAUGAACCUCAAAUCAAAGCCAUUACUGAUAAACUAGCAACUGCCAAUGCCAAGAUUCUUCUUGUGUCUGAUAUUAAGAAGGAUCUUGGUUAUUGUGGGUCCCGUCCGAAGCAAAGGGCGUGGAGACAAAUUGUUGCCAGGUUGAAGACACAUAAUAUUGUGGAGCAGUUUGAUGCUAAGGUGAAUGGCAAGAUCGAGGCUUGCUUGAGGCUUCUUGACCCAAUAACUACUGGAUCUGGAAAUGAAGAUAAAAACUCAGACUCUGGGAAUAUAUGUCAAGCCACUGAUCAGUUUGUGGAGCUUCCUAUUGAGCAUCAAAUUUUUGAUAUUAUUGAUACUGCAGGAUCAGAUGGCAUUACUGUAAAGGAGAUAUGUGACAGGCUUCAGAUUGAUCUGAAAAAGAAUCACAUUCGCCUCGUAAAUUUGUGCUACAGAUUUGGAAUGAAAGUGCAAGAAGAACAAUGCCUUAAGGCCAAAACAAUUCGAGUUUGGACAUCUAGAAAUUUCAACCCUGAACUCGAAGUCCCAUUUAUUCACAAGCUUGAUGAAAAUAAAAAUUUGGACCAACAUGUUCCUGAUAGUUCUUCAAAAAUAAGAACUGAAUCCGAGGCUUCAACUUUCAAAGGGGGACUUGCUGGCCCCGACAAAUUGGAAGAUACAGGAGCUGGUACAAAACUAUUAUGUGCGUCUCGAAAGAAUAUAGAGUCUAACUCUGUAGAAACACCAGCAAACUUGCAAGAGUCGGCCCUUGACCAAAGGGGUACCAGUUCUCACAGCAAACCAGACAGUUCACCCAUGGGGGCAAACAUUGCGUUAUCAGAAGCUUCUCCAUCUGAUGUAUUGGCACAAUUCUCUGCUGGAUCAUAUCCAAGAAAUACAAGUCUCACAGCUGAUAGCACUAAAAGGGCGAUCAGGAUAUUAGAAAGACUAAAGGACGAAAGGUUCGUUUUGAGACCAGAGCUAAAUAGGUGGCUUAAUACCUUUGAGAAGGGUAAGUCUAAAAAAGUGGACCGUAAGACUAUUGAUCGGAUAUUGACUAAACUUCAGGAACAAGGGCAAUGCAAGUGCAUAAAAGUACAUUCCCCUGUUAUUGCUGAAUAUUCAAGGACCACAGAUUGUGUGGUUGUUGUGCAUCCAUCCAUAAGUUUAUCUCCUGAGUUAUUUGAUGAAAUACGAGAUAAAGUGAGAUCAUUUAAUAAUUAUAUUCGCAGCAAAAGUAUCCGUCCUCAGAAAAAUGAUGAAUUGAUACCUGUAAUGGAGGAUAUUCAGAACACUAAAAGCCCUAUAGUUCCAAGUCGGCAGGCUGAUAAAGCAGAAGCCAUGCGGGCUAAUGGAUAUAUAUUAGCAAAAAUGAUUCGUGCAAAGCUGCUCCACUGUUUCCUUUGGGAUUAUCUGCAUAGGUCAGAAGACCGUAGUGAUGAUAUAUCAUCUAACUGGCUAGCUGAUAAUCCUCACAGUAGCAGCAAAAGAUUUUCUCUAGACGCAGCUAUUAAAGCAAUUCCAGUGGAACUAUUUUUGCAAGUUGUUGGGUCUACUAAAAAAUAUGAAGAAAUGAUUGAUAAGUGCAAGAUGGGUUUAUGUCUCUCUGAUCUUCCUCCUAACGAGUACAAGUGUUUAAUGGACACUCUUGCAACUGGAAGGCUGUCAUUAGUUAUUGACAUUUUAAGGCGGUUAAAGCUCAUUCGGAUGAUAACUUCACAAUCUAGAGAUGGAGAUAAAACCCCACAGACUUUGACACACAUGAUGGAACUUAGGCCUUACAUUGAGGAACCCCUUUCAAAUGAUGCAGCAUCUUUAAAUUUUAUCUCUCUUGAUCUUCGACCAAGAAUUAGGCAUGAUUUUAUUCUGUCUAAUAGAUAUGCAGUUGAUGAAUAUUGGCAAACAUUAGAGUACUGUUAUGCUGCUGCUAAUAAAAAAACUGCUUUAUAUGCAUUUCCUGGAUCUGUGGUCCAUGAGGUUUUUCGUUUCCGUGCAUGGGCAUCUAAUCGUCUAAUGACAGCUGAACAACGUGCUGAGCUUUUAAAGCAUGUUACUAAGCAAGAUCUUAGCGAAAAAAUUUCGUACAGGGACUGUGAGAAGAUUGCAAAGGAUCUGAAUCUUACUUUGGAGCAGGUACUUAGCAUGUAUUAUAGUAAGCGUCGCCAUGACCUAAAUCAGUUAAAUGAUGAAGAGAGUGAGAAUAAUUCACUUGAACCCAAAGGUUAUUCAUCUUGUCGCAGGAAGAAAGAUUCUCCUGAGUUGAGGCCAGCAAAGCAUGCAAGAAUAGAUGCAGCAACUGAUGUUAUGCACAACCAAAUAGGUGAACAACAUAAUAUGGGUAUCCAUUCAGGGGAGCAAGUGGUCCAUAAUCAAGAGUUUGAGGAGGGUAAUUAUGAAAUUGAGGGUUCUCAAGACUGUUCUCCAUGUAUUAGCCAGUCUAUCUUAACUGCAAUGACUCCAAAGCCACCACGCCAAACCAGAUUCAUAUGGUCAGACAAAACUGACAGGCAAUUGGUGAUCCAAUAUGUUAGACACCGUGCUGUUCUCGGUGCCAAUUAUCAUCGCAUAGAUUGGGCCUCACUUUCUGAUCUUCCGGCUCCUCCACGCUCUUGUAUGAGAAGAAUGGCUUUUCUGAAUGGUAACUUAAGAUUUAGGAAAGCUGUGAAUAGACUCUGCAGCAUGCUCAGUGAACGAUAUGCAAAACAGCUGGAGAAGUCCCAGAAUUUGUCAUCAAAUAAAGAUGAUUGCAGACUGUUUGUGCAAUCCCAGUCUAGUAAAGGUGCAAUCCCAGAUGUUGAUAUUCAAAUGAGUAGUCUAAAUGGAGAAGCCUGGGACGACUUCGAGAACAAAAGUAUGAAGACAGCCCUUGAUGAGAUUCUUCGCUGCAAGAUGAUGGCCAAGCUGGAUGCCGCCUCACAAAAUGUUCAAUCGCAAUACGAAGAUUGGAAUAGAUAUGAAUCUCAAGAAAGUGAAAAAACUACAUCAGCUAGUCCUAGUGAGAUUAUUCAGAGCAAUCACGGGAAGCCCAAUGCAUUUUCUUCCCAAAGAUCACAUCUUGAUAUGAAAUUUUCUAGGUUUCUAGACAACAGGCCUAGUAUUUAUGGACAAGUAUAUGAAUCAUUGGCUGUUUCAAAUGCCGUGGAGCUAUUUAAGCUUGUUUUUUUGAGCACCGCUACCAGUCCACAGGCACCAAAUUUAUUAGCAGACAUUCUUCGGCAUUACUCAGAGCAUGAUCUACUUGCUGCUUUUAACUACCUCAGAGAGAGAAAAAUAAUGGUUGGGGGCAACAGCAGUGAUGAACGAUUUGAACUAUCACUGCGGUUCUUACAGAGUGUUUCUAAGUCACCAUUUCCAUUUGAUACCGGAAAGCAAGCUGUUAAAUUUUCUGUGUGGCUGAACGAAAGGGACAAGGACCUCACUGGAAUGAAGACCGAUCUUCCUGAAGAUCUUCAAUGUGGGGACACUUUUCAUUUGUUUGCUUCUAUCUCAUCAGGAGAAUUUUCAAUUUGUCCAAGAUUACCAGAUAAUGGUGUUGGAGAAGCUGAUGAUUUGAGAAGUGGGAAGCGUAAAUCUGAUGCUAGUGGGUCUUCAUUUAGGGACAAAGCCAAGAAACUGAAAUCCUCGUUUGGAGCAGAGGGUGAAAUUAUCUCUCGCCGGGAAAAAGGUUUUCCUGGUAUAGUCAUUUCUGUUAGCCGCUCGACAGUUUCAAAAGCUGAUAUCUUAGAUUUGUUCAAGGAUAAUGAUAACAAUAUCAAGGACCAACAUUUUGAUGGGAAUUAUCAAUUAAACAUGGGCCAAAGCAGUAAUUAUCCACUUACUGAUCAUAUGCUGGAAACCUUUAACUCAUGUGACCCAGUAACUGAGGAAAGAAAUCAUAUUGAAUCACCCUGGGAAGCUAUGGCAGGGUAUACACGACGUUUGAUGACGGUACCUUCCGAUCAAGAACAAGAAUGUCCUGUGUGUGCUCAGGUUUUCGUGGUUGUUUAUGCUGCCAUCCAGAAGGCUGGUGACCAAGGUUUAAGCAUGGGAGAAAUUUCCCAAGUUAUAAACUUGCCAGGAGCAGACGUAGAUGAACUGAUUGUUGAUGCUCUUCAAGCAUUUGGAAAAGCCUUAAAGGUCAAUGGUUAUGAUUCUGUUCGUAUUGUUGAUGCUCUAUACCGUCACAAGUACUUUUUGACAGCUGUGUCUGGUUUACAUCCUGUUGUUCAACCUUCCUCAAACAAGACCAUUAAGAAAAGUGAUAAUACAUGUAGCGUCUCAGCUUCUGCUGAUGUUCUAAGGGAAAGAAACUCUGGCCUUGAUAAUGUGCACAAAGUGACAAUUCUUAAUUUUCCACAUGAGGAUGUGGAUCCUGAAAAUAAAGCUUGUGAUAGGAAUGAAGGCUGCAUGCAAGAUAGACCUGGCUCGUCAAGAGGUGAUCUUGAGAAAGAAAUGGUCAAAUUUCCUUCCGAUGAAUUAUGUAUGCCAAUAUUACCAUGGAUCAAUGGAGAUGGGACCGUCAAUAGCAUUGUUUUCAAGGGACUCAGACGUCGUGUUCUUGGAAUAGUGAUGCAGAACCCGGGGAUGUUGGAGGAUGAUAUUCUACGUCAGAUGCAUGUGUUGAAUCCACAGAGCUGUAAAACUCUUCUGGAAUUGAUGGUUCUGGAUAAACAUCUGACUGUGAGGAAAAUGUAUCACAGUAGAUUUGCUGGAAGCCCCUCCAUGCUACAGAAUCUUAUUGGAAGUAAAUCAUGUCAGCAGAAGGGGAUUUGCGCAGAGCAUUUCUUUGCCAAUCCUAUGAGCACUUCCUUAUUGUAGGGAAUACGUGGUAUUGGAUAUGUAAAAUAGACAGGUAUUAUGUAUAUAUUAUGAACGAACACGUAUAGGCAAUUUCGGAUACGGGUCUUGAAGUUCAUAUUUGGGAGAAUCACAACCUAGGCAACUUGUAAUCUAUUUUGAGCGUAUGUGCUUUCUGAAAACCAUGUUCUAACUUAUGAAUAUCUUCAAUGUUGAAAUUGAAGAAUUUUGACUUGAUUUUGAA
Messenger RNA from Medicago truncatula (barrel medic), 5684 nucleotides. RefSeq lists its product as uncharacterized. Gene Ontology annotation, cellular component: transcription factor TFIIIC complex. The transcript is spliced from 16 exons. Bases 74 to 5461 code for a protein of 1795 amino acids. Gene Ontology annotation, biological process: transcription initiation at RNA polymerase III promoter; 5S class rRNA transcription by RNA polymerase III. NCBI's taxonomy places the organism in Eukaryota, Viridiplantae, Streptophyta, Magnoliopsida, Fabales, Fabaceae. The record is from RefSeq and is a predicted model, not a curated record. Gene Ontology annotation, molecular function: DNA binding.